GGGUCGCUGCGCGGGCUGUUGCGAAACGCCUUUCGCCACGCGUAUUUGCUGCAAUCUACAGGACAGAACGGCGACGAACCGUCUCUGGACGCAAGCAUUACUGCGGAAGACGAGAACGGUGCAGUAUACGCGGACUUGGAUUUCUUGUGGCGAGAACCACAGUCAGCAUUAAAGCCUCAUGCAGACGUCUUGCGAAUAAACCAGGCGUUGCCGGAUGCGAAGCAGAGAAACGAUAUUAACUCUCGUGAUCGUGCGGGAUUCAUGGAGCUAAUCUUUCCAGGCCUGGGACGUGGUCGAGGAAGCGGAGAAGGCGUCGUAGGAGAUGAGUUGCAACCAAGGUUGUACAACAAUUACAUCACCGACGACGACUUUUUUGCCGCGCAAGCAAGAAGAGCAAGCGCGGGAAUUGACGAGGCCGUCAGGCGUGACGGUGAACACAACAAGGGCGCGGCUACUUCUAGUAAGCAAAAGGGCAGCGUCUCACGGCGAAGCUUUCGCGUGAUGCUCGACACUCUUCUGUUGCCUCCUGGUGGCGCGGAGCAC
This is a messenger RNA of Amoebophrya sp. A25, 543 nucleotides long. NCBI's taxonomy places the organism in Eukaryota, Dinophyceae, Syndiniales, Amoebophryaceae. The record is from the annotation of a GenBank genome assembly.